Drosophila persimilis is the source of this 1979-nucleotide messenger RNA. RefSeq names its product transcription factor grauzone. Gene Ontology annotation, cellular component: nucleus. Gene Ontology annotation, molecular function: DNA-binding transcription factor activity; zinc ion binding. The transcript has 5 exons. Lineage: Eukaryota; Metazoa; Arthropoda; Insecta; Diptera; Drosophilidae. The record is from RefSeq and is a predicted model, not a curated record. Bases 37 to 1791 code for a protein of 584 amino acids.
AAUUUAAUAAUAGAUGCUGUAAUUUAUAAAUGCAAAAUGGAUAUCUGCCGUUUGUGUUUGCGCGGAAUCGGCGGGGCCCAGAUGUGUCUACAGAUCUUCGAUGUGAAUGCAACGGACAACAAAGUGGCCGAAGUGCUGCGCCAGCAUUUCUGGUUCGAGGUUCUGCCCAACGAUGAGAUAUCAAAAGUUAUCUGCAAUGUCUGCUGGACCCAGGUGUCCGAGUUUCACCAGUUUUAUAUUUCCAUACAAGAGGCUCAAGUUAUUUAUGCCACCACCUCGAAGUUCAAGCAGGAUCCCGAGGCGGUGAACACAUCCUGGCCGGAGGAAGUACUCAUGCCAGCCGAUGUGCUGUCUGUGGACAAUGAUGUGAGUGCUCAGAUAAAUGUGAAUCCCCUGGAUGAGCUAGAACUAGGCCAGACUCUGUCGCCGGAAUCUCCAGUCGACAGUAAGCUGGACAUCAAAACUGAGCGGCAAUCCCCAGAUUUGGAAUUUGGCCUUGAAGAACCCAACAACGAUGAUGGCGAAGACGACGACGACGACGAUGAUGAUGAUGAUGAUGGCGAUGUUGACUAUGAAGAUGAGGAAGACGAUUUAAUUAUUACGAGAAGUGGCCGCAAACGGAAAGCGAGGGAAGGAGUCGCCAAGCCAGCCAAGACGAAAAAGAUUGGACAGACGGGAAACAAGAGCAAAGCUAAAAUUAAGAAACCUAAGCCAGUGAAAAGAGUAUUUAAGAUGGAACGCUUGCCGCCGUUUUGCAAGGAAGAUGAAGAACUCAUAAAACGAUACAUUGUGAUGGGCUGUGAGCUGUGCAUAUUUUUGGCUGAAGACUUCGACGGUAUUCGGGAACACUUCAAGGAGAAGCAUCCAGACGAACGGCCCUACAUCAAAUGUUGCGGCCGGAAGCUAAAUAAGCGCUGUCUCAUACAAGAGCACGCAAGAAGGCAUGAGAAUCCGGAGUAUAUUAAGUGCAAGGACUGUGGCAAGGUGUUCGCCAACUCCAGCGUAUUGCGCGCCCAUUGGCUGGUUCACCAUGUUCCCGAUGAGGAAUGCGACUUCCAGUGCGAGGACUGCGGAAAGCGCUUCUCCCGCCGUAAUCUCCUUGAGCUGCAUAAGGGCUCCCACGUGCCAGUAAACGAGAGAAAGUUCAUUUGUCCCGAGUGCCCCAAGCACAAUGCCUUCGCAACGGAAUACCAUAUGCAGGUGCACAUCAGCAUGCAGCAUCGCAAAGCGGCGAAUGUGUGCCAUGUGUGCGGCAAGAGUAUUAAGGAUAAGGCCGUCUUUGAAAAACAUGUUCGCCUGCAUUUUGAGGAGAGUGGGCCACGCAUCAAAUGCCCGCGACCAGACUGCGAGAGUUGGCUGAAAGAUGAGGAUAACCUCAAGCAGCAUUUGAGGCGCCACAACGACGAAGGCAAGCUUUUCAUUUGCUCGGAAUGUGGCAAGAGCUGCAAGAACUCUCGUGCGCUGAUCGGCCACAAGCGAUACUCCCACUCGAAUGUGAUUUACACCUGCGAACAGUGCGGCAAAACGUUCAAGAAAGAUAUAAGCCUAAAAGAGCACAUGGCCCAGCACACUGGUGAACCUCUGUACAAGUGUCCCUUUUGCCCGCGCACCUUCAAUUCGAAUGCCAACAUGCAUUCGCAUAAGAAGAAAAUGCAUCCAGUCGAGUGGGACAUUUGGCGGAAAACGAAGACGGGAAGUUCUCAGAAGAUUCUGCCAAGUGCACAAGUGGCCCAGAUGUUCAGAGACGAUGCCGAUGCAGCAGCAAUUGCCAAUGACUACACUACAGCUUAGGUUUAGAAUUGCUUUAGGAGCAAGUUACAACAGAAAUAAUCUUGGGUUUUGAUUUAUCUUUGUUUAAAAACCAAUUAUACGUAACCAAAUUGCGAGCAACUAGUGUCCUGGACAGAGACAACUAACGAUUAACCCACUGUCGACCAGUGGAUAUAAAAAUGCAAUCUAUGAAAAUUAUGAAUCUUGAA